AUGCGUCUAUUGAAGCGCAGUGGUAGUGGGGAACUAAGCCUAACAGACGACCUGGUUGACGACGAUAUCCCUCGAAAAUACGCCAUCCUCUCGCAUACAUGGAUCCGUGGCGAGGAGGUCACAUUCGAAGAAUUUAGAAAAGGGAUGCGAAAGCACACAGUUGGGUAUAAUAAGAUUGAAUUUUGUGGAGAGCAGACCGCUCGCGAUGGCUUGGAGUACUUCUGGGUAGAUACUUGCUGCAUCGACAAGUCAAACAGCACCGAGCUAUCGAAGGCUAUCAACUCUAUGUUUCGGUGGUAUCAUAAUGCGACACGAUGCUACGUCUAUCUGUCGGAUGUUUCGGGAUCAGCCUCUGGCGCAAACAACCCGCAUUCACAACGUUGGGAGACGGAUUUUCGGAAGAGCCGAUGGUUCCGGAGAGGCUGGGCGCUUCAGGAGCUGAUCGCUCCUGAGUCGGUCGAGUUUUUCUCUAAAGACCGAGUAUUGUUAGGAAGUAAGAAAUUUCUCGAGCGGCAGAUUCGCGAAAUUACCGGAAUUCCUGCAACUGCUCUUCGAGGAGGCGCUCUAUCUCAAUAUGGCGUAGCAGAACGACUGUCGUGGGCCGAAGAUCGCGAGACUACAGAAGUGGAAGACAAGGCCUACUCAUUGCUGGGUAUUUUUGGCGCACAUAUGCCUCUGAUCUAUGGCGAAGGGGGAGACAAUGCACUCCGGCGGCUCCAUUUCGAGAUUGAAAGAGCAUCGACGGGUGACCAUUUCGAAGACUUUUCCGUCGGCUUUAGUCUCGCUGAUGCCUCGGAGACGGAGCGCUUUGUUGCGCGAAAGUCAGAGCUUAAGGAAAUACAACAAACACUCAGUAGCGAUGGCAGCCGUCGCAUCACUGUUCUUCACGGGUUGGGAGGAAUCGGUAAGACACAACUGACGGUUGAAUAUACGAAGCGUUAUCGAGAUAGCUACUCGGCAGUGCUCUGGCUCAACGCCAAAGAUGAGGAUUCUCUAAGGCAGAGCUUUGGCAAUGCAGCUAGGAGGAUACUACAAGAACAUCCGUCUGCUCAACGUCUUAGUGGUGUGGAUUUGAAAGGGAGCUUGGGGGAGGUGGUAGAGGCCGUCAAAGGGUGGUUGAGUCUCCCCAAGAACACAAGAUGGCUGGUCGUCUAUGACAACUAUGACAAUCCAAAAGUAGCGGGUAACACGGAUGCCGCGGCAUUGGAUAUCCGGAAGUACCUGCCCGAAUCACAUCAAGGAUCAGUUAUUAUCACUACGCGGUCGUCUCGGGUCACUAUUGGCCAUCGUAUCCCAGUCCGAAAGCUAGAGAAUAUGCAGGAUUGUCUUGAAAUACUGUCGAAUACAUCAAAACGCGAAGGCUUGAUAAGAGAUCCCGACGCAGUUAAGCUUGUGAACGAGUUAGACGGACUCCCUCUUGCACUUGCAACAGCUGGAGCAUACCUUGAACAAAUGACGACCAGUUUGGCGGAGUAUCUUCGUCUAUAUACGGAAUCAUGGUUAAAACUACAAAAGAGAAGUCCGGAGCUCAGCUCAUACGAAGAUCGAACACUCUACUCCACAUGGGACAUCUCCUUCAAGCAUGUUCAAAAACAGAACCGACUUUCGGCCCAGCUCCUACAACUGUGGGCGUACUUCGACAAUCAAGACCUCUGGUUCGAACUUCUUUGCCACGGCGAUUUAGGUGAUCCGGAGUGGGUUCGCGAGCUUACCGAAGAUCGAGUAAAUUUCGACGACGCAGUUCGGCUAUUAUGUAACUACGGGCUUGUGGAAGCAAACUCGACUUCGCAGGAGAUGGUAGAGUCUCAAGGACGGGAGUAA
This is a messenger RNA of Eremomyces bilateralis CBS 781.70, 1821 nucleotides long. Its product is annotated as kinesin light chain 1. Gene Ontology annotation, molecular function: ADP binding. Lineage: Eukaryota; Fungi; Ascomycota; Dothideomycetes; Eremomycetales; Eremomycetaceae. The record is from RefSeq and is a predicted model, not a curated record. The transcript has 4 exons. The coding region runs from base 1 to 1821 and encodes 606 amino acids.